Molecule: messenger RNA, 990 nt
Organism: Mytilus trossulus (common blue mussel)
Lineage: Eukaryota; Metazoa; Mollusca; Bivalvia; Mytilida; Mytilidae
Product: acetylcholine receptor subunit alpha-1-B-like
Exons: 1
Coding region: 1-990 (329 amino acids)
Biological process (GO): regulation of membrane potential; nervous system process; monoatomic ion transmembrane transport
Cellular component (GO): neuron projection; synapse; plasma membrane
Molecular function (GO): transmitter-gated monoatomic ion channel activity involved in regulation of postsynaptic membrane potential; transmembrane signaling receptor activity; excitatory extracellular ligand-gated monoatomic ion channel activity
Source: RefSeq, a predicted model, not a curated record
AUGGAUGACUGUAUCUCAUUCAGAUGUAUGCCUCGAUUGAUUUUAACAUGUUUAUUCUUUUACAUUGUUAAUGGUCAGACGUACACUGAUAUGAACACUUUAUAUACCGAUAUCUUCACAAGUCUUCAAAAAUCAUUUCUUCCAAAUGCUGAUUUUUCAACAGCUUUGAAUGUAACAUUGAAAUUGUACUUGGUGGCAAUUGUUCGAUUUGAUGAAGUGGACAAAACUGUGGACGUUUCGACUGGAAUUCAACUUACAUGGGCUGAUGCAGGACUUAGUUGGAAUCCUUCUUCAUAUGGCAAUGCUGAAUUUAUCAUCGUGCGUCACACCGAUGUUUGGACACCGAAGAUUGUUUUAGUAAAUUCCGUUGAAACAUACGAAUCAGUCGGAAAAAAUUAUGAUGUACUUGUAACAAUUUAUUACAAUGGCACGGUUGUCAUUGCUAAUGGCGAUGUUAUGUCUGCAACAUGUACAGCUAAUGUCUACAAGUUUCCAUUUGAUUCACAAACAUGUGAUCUAAAUUUUGUUGUAUGGGGGAUUUCAGCAACUAACAUAAACUUGAUAGCAGAUUCUAACCCGGUUGACCUAUCUUUCUACAGACCAAACUCCGAUUGGUCGUUGGAAUCAUAUACAGGUGAAAGUAUAAUUUGGAAUGGAUAUUCUAAUUUUAAAAUGACUUUUACAGUAAAACGAGCACCUUUAUAUUACAACAUUGUAGUUGCUUGUCCUACUCUAUUCUUUAGUUUACUGAAUCCACUGGUGUUUCUAUUUCCGAUAGAUUCUGGAGACCGAAUAGGAUUAUCAACGACAAUUUUACUAUCAUAUGCAAUAUUUCUGACCAUGGUCCGAUUGGCUGUACCGGCAACAUCUAAUCCAAUGAUGCUUUUAUUAGUCAUGAUGAUAGUGACUAUAAUCUACAGUGGAAUCAUUGUUGCCGUAACUAUUUUUACAUCGUCACUUUAUCAUAGAGAUCCAAAACCAAAAAAAUAA